GGCGGGGGCGGUGGUGGGCGGGGCGACAAGGCAAAGAUCUCCAUCCUGGCAUUCGAGGUGGCCAACGUCAUGUCCAAAUCGAUCGUGCUGUGGCAGUCGCUGAGCGACCAGGAGAUGAUCCGGCUGCGCGGCGAGGUGAUCCGGGCGGAGGGCGUGCUCAAGCUCGUCUCGGACAGCGAGGCGGCGCUGCUGGGGCUGGCGUGCCGCGAGAAGCUCCAGGACCUGGUGGCGCUGGCGGGAUCGGUGGCGCGGCUGGGCAAGCGGUGCCAGGAGGCUGCGCUGCAGGGAUUCGAGCACGUCUUCGCGGACAUCCUCCGCCAGGCCAUCGAUGUGAGCGCGCUCGAGUUUAGCGCGCGGGAGAUGGAGGCCAAGGUGAAGAAGAUGGAGCGCUACAUCGCCAGCACCAGCAACCUCUACCAGGAGCUGGAGAUCCUGGCGGACCUGGAGCAGGCGGUACGGCGGAUCCACGAGGACGAUCCGGAGGCCUCGUCGCAGCAGCGGGACAACCUCAGCGCGCUCGAGCACAAGAUCUCGUGGCAGCGGCAGGAGAUCAAGUACCUGCGUGACAUGUCGCUGUGGAACCGCACGUAUGACAAGAUCGUCAUGCUGCUCGCCCGGACCAUCUGUACGAUCCAUGGCCGGAUCGUCAGCGUCUUCGGUCCCCCGGCCGCAUUGGAUCACGGGAACUGCAACAGCGGCUUCCUCGGCCUGGGCGAGCUCGCGAGGUUCGAUCGAUGCGGCCGGUUCUCACAGCAGCUCUCGGCGAAUCACUCGCAAGUUCUUUCCCAGCAGCAGCAGCAGCAGCAGCAGCAGACGGUUUCCUCUGGAUCGUUUCUCCAGUUUUGUGGUGGCGGAGGUGGUGGUGGAGGAGGUGGCGGUGCCAAAGGUGGUGCUAAAGCACAGACGUUCGUGGAAGCGUGCAAUGGCUCCGCUACGUCGCCUUGCAAUGGGUCGUCUCUGGGAGCUUCCACGUCGCCAUCGUCGGGGACGGAGACCUCGCAAGCAACGUCCCCGGUGGAGCAGUCGGCGGAGGUGACGCGGAGGACUUCCUCGGCGGAGGUGGCGGUGAUGGAUCCUUCUCCCAAGAACUCGUCGCCCGCGACCGAUGCUCCUCAAGAACACCCGGCAGCGAUACAAGAGGUGAGAUCCUUCGUCACCACCAACGGGUACCGGAACGGAUCAAGCAGGACCUUCCUGUCGCAGCCAUCGAGGCACCACGUUCCGAACGGGAGGCUGACGAGCAGCCGGCUCUUCUUCGAUCCGAAGUUCAUCCAGCAGACGGCGCCAUCAUCGACGUUGGGCGGCUCGGCGCUGGCGCUCCACUACGCAAACGUGAUAAUCAUCGUGGAGAAGAUGGUCAAGUUCCCGCAGCUGGUUGGCAACGACGCGCGCGACGAUCUCUACCGGAUGCUCCCCAAGAGCGUCCGGGUGGGACUCCGCACCAGGCUGAGGGCCUGCUUCAAGCCCAGCAAUGGCGGCGGCGGUGGCGAGGCGGCGGUGCUCCGGCUGGAAAACUCCACCGCGGCGGCGUGGCGGGAGAGCCUGGAGGAGAUUCUUGGGUGGCUGGCGCCGCUGGCGCACAACAUGAUCCGGUGGCAGUCGGAGCACAACUUCGAGCAGCAGGUUGUGUCGCGGACGAAUGUGCUACUGCUCCAGACGCUCUUCUUCGCGGACCAGAUCAAGGCGGAGGCGGCCAUCGUGGAGCUCCUGGUGGGGCUCAACUAUCUGUGCUGGUACGAGAAGGAGAUGAAGGCGAGCAUCCCGGCGCUCGACUACGCGGCGGCGGCGGCGGCGAGCAAGGAUCUGGACGAGUAUCUGGAUUGGCAGUUUUAGCGCGCUCUCUCGAGUUGGAGAUCUCUGCGUGAGACUGGCUUCUUCCCCGCGACCAAGGACGAGAGAGGAGGAGAACGGCGAAAUUGUACAUUGUUUGUAGCGAGUGCUCUCUAUCUUUAGUCAGUUCUAGUCAACGGUGGCCGAGUCAAAGCACUAUCUAGCAACAGCUAUAGUCAACGGUGGCACAGUAUGUAGUCAAUGCUAGUCAAUAUUUAGUCAACGGUCCAGUUUCUAGAGUA
This is a messenger RNA of Selaginella moellendorffii, 2072 nucleotides long. RefSeq lists its product as uncharacterized. Gene Ontology annotation, biological process: positive regulation of growth. The transcript has a single exon. The record is from RefSeq and is a predicted model, not a curated record. Lineage: Eukaryota; Viridiplantae; Streptophyta; Lycopodiopsida; Selaginellales; Selaginellaceae. The annotation marks the transcript as partial.